This is a messenger RNA of Suillus clintonianus, 2215 nucleotides long. RefSeq lists its product as uncharacterized. The coding region runs from base 31 to 1926 and encodes 631 amino acids. Gene Ontology annotation, molecular function: protein binding. The transcript has 8 exons. The record is from RefSeq and is a predicted model, not a curated record. NCBI's taxonomy places the organism in Eukaryota, Fungi, Basidiomycota, Agaricomycetes, Boletales, Suillaceae.
GUGACUUCGACCAGCUUCACCUCAUCAACGAUGCUGCACGAACUACCCACAGAGAUAGCUCUCUACAUAGCAUCCUAUCUCCCAUUACAAUCUCUCCGCAAUGUCUCGCUGGUGUCCAGAGAAUGGCAUGGUCUGAUUACAGACAACGUUCAGGCAGUUUACCGGAACGCAGCCAUCUUACAUCGCUUCGUCCUCCUUGUCGAUCUUCAGGCAGAUUCAUCAGGUCAAAAACCGGAUAGGAAGAAAAGAGACUGGUCGCAAUUCUGUCAGAGACGAUUGCAGAUCGAGAGGGGUUGGCGAGGUAAGGCUCCAUCCGUCGCAAGAGAGCUGAAUGCCACCGGCAAAUUCGUGCAUCGAAUGAAGGUUGAUGAGAAGGAGAAAUUCGUGAUAACCACCCGCCACACCGGAGGCCUCUCAGUGACCGAUUAUAACACUGAUCGCGUACUUUGGGCAACAACUCAUGUAGACGAUUACGCUCACUGCGAAUAUGACCACGGCUACAUCAUCUUCAAUCGCCACGACAACAACAAGGAAGUAUGGCGCUAUGCCCGCGACUUCCGGGACUCUGAGAUGCCAGAGGACUUCAAACCUGACGAAUCCAUGUUUAAAGCGUCGCAAGAAGCCGCUCAGCGUUUUGCCUCCCCAACAAAUCGCGGCCAUUUCAGACCGUGGGCCCUCCUCCAGAUGCCCGAGGUUACCCGUGCGUUCCGCUUGUCGUACCCAACGUUGCUGUCGGCUGGCGCAAAUAACGCUUAUUUGUGGGACGUGCCGACUUCCCGUCUUGUUGAAACGAUUGGUAAUAUACAAGCACCGAAUCAAGGCGGGACACUAGGACGCCUCAACUAUGUUGAAGUCAACGACCAAUACGCUUUCUUCUGCGGGUCCAUUCAACUACGUGUUUUUGCAAGGGGCGGUGGGGCCUUGGUCUAUCACUUGGGCAUGAAAGAUUUGCCGUGCACCUACUGGGACGUGCUUCCAGAUAGCGACGAUGUCCCGUGCGCUUCUUCGCUCUUCCAGCCCCAACUACUUCACGAAGCAUAUCACGUCUCUUCCACAUGCCAGAGCAACUUUGUUGCUGCCCAUGUAUCUUCCUCGGGCAAGGACAUAGGAGUACUCACUGCAUCAGGGAUCUUCAUCUGGAUGCCCGGCUUCGAACGACUUAUCCAUCGCGAGGCGACUCUCAACGACACAGCAAUCCUCCUCAACUUCAAUCACUCCCUCGACAACGUCCGAGACAUCUCGGUCUAUCUAGCCCUCGGAGAAUCAAAUGAAAAAGCCGCAAUUGCGACCCGUAAGGGUCUAUUUAUCGUGUCCCUAGACCCCGAAAUCAGCAAGCUCACUGCGGAGGCCCCGCCUCGCCCUGGCCUAUCUGUCUGCCGCAUCGCAAAAUACGACCAUAGCCGACACCUAUCUUUCAUCUCAUGUCUGCAGAUGACGCACACCGGGCUCUUUUUCAACUGGUACCCGUCUUCAGAACAAAACAGGCCUUCUCAGCCUGCACGGCGCAUGGUGAUGAUCCCGCCUCAGCCUCAGCAGGCAAAUCAGAUCCAUGUGCCUGUUCAACUUGUGCCAGCUCAAGGCGUGGAAGGGCAGAGUGACUUUUUGCCUGGGCUGGAGCCUAUUGAGUCUAGUGAUGAUGAUGAGCUGGGUGAAGGUGCAGUUUCUGAUCCGCCUUCUCCCACUAUCGCCGAGCAAGCUGGCCCGCCCUCACUGGUUGAAACGCACGAAGAGGACGAGGAUGAGGGUAACGAUGGGGAGGGAGGGGAUCUUGUAGUGGACGAAGAUGUUGAUGAUUUUGAGAUGGAGGAAGUGGAGGAUGAGAUGAUUGAUGAUUUUCAGUUCGGUGGUGAUGGUUUUAUGCAGGUCAUCGUGAAUGAUUGGUUCCUUCCUAUCAACUCAAGCAUGGUGCAUUGCAUACAUGUUUGAUUUGUUGCUGUGCUCGCGAUUGUAUUUCUACAGGAUGUAAGAUAUAUCAUACGAAUGACAUUGAUCUCCGGUGAGGAGGAUGAGCCAGUGCAAACGAAGAUGAGCAAGGCUCGUAUGCAUUCCUCCACAUCUCCUUCGGCGGUACCAACUGGGCAAUCAGUCAUCGGCACGCUCAACGACACAAUGAUCGACAACGCGAAUACCACAUCUCAGAUGUGCUGGCGGGAUCUUAGAUGUCGGCAUUGACAGCAUUCCUGCUUGGAUUGUCGGUGACACCCUGAAGAAUGUG